Molecule: messenger RNA, 3087 nt
Organism: Salvelinus namaycush (lake trout)
Lineage: Eukaryota; Metazoa; Chordata; Actinopteri; Salmoniformes; Salmonidae
Product: cell division control protein 6 homolog
Exons: 8
Coding region: 1108-2793 (561 amino acids)
Biological process (GO): DNA replication initiation; cell division; mitotic DNA replication checkpoint signaling
Cellular component (GO): nucleus
Molecular function (GO): DNA replication origin binding; ATP binding; ATP hydrolysis activity
Source: RefSeq, a predicted model, not a curated record
AUAGCUUACACAGAAACAUGAACUCAAAUUAGUUGGUUGUACAGUUACACACAUUACAUAUAUGCAUUGUUUCAAUACGUAUGCCAGAGCACAUAUGCAGAAGUUAUAGUAAUAAUCUCAAACUGCAAUCAAGUUACUAACAACACCAGAGAAUAUUGUGUCAAAUGUUACAAUGCUGAAUUUCCCGGGAAAUUUCCAGUCCGCCAAAAUACAUAUUAUUGAAACUCCCGCCACCAUGUACUUGUGUGACGUAGACACUGACGCUCCUGACAAACGAAGAUGAACCAAUGAGAGCCUGGGAAAUAACAAAAUGACACAAGAAGGACAAAUCAGACCUUAGCCGCGGGAAGUCCAGCUGACUGGGGGAGGAGUUGUGGAGAUAUUUGGCGCAAGUUUUGUUUCUUAGACUAGAGCGCACCAGAGACACCACACGAAAUCCAUCAAGAACUAAAAUAAGGUAUCACUACUUUCAAUGCAUGUUUUAAACGUGUAUCAUUACGUUUGAUUUGACGAGAUAUUGUUGAAUGUUUUGUCAGAAUUUGUGGGGAGAUGUUGGCGAGCGAGUUGCCGUCAAUCAGUAUUGUUUAACUAGUUAGUCAGAUACAAAACAGUUUGUCGAAUACACCAAUACAUAUAUGUCCUGUUUUCUUUGAUGGUAUUUUACGCCAUUUCAGUGUUUUAUAAUAGUUGUGCUGUUGGCGCCACACAUGAGGACACGUAUUGUUGUCGCCAUUGAGUCUGCAGAUACAGUAGUUACUGACAAUUCACACCAUUGUGAUUGAUGGCCCUUAUAUUCUGUAAUGUUGAUUUUACAACGGUGCAAAGAUAAAGAGAGUCGUGCUUAGCAGUGAUGACAUUAACUUGUGUGGAAAAUACUGAAACUACUUUGAUCAGGGUAGACCUGAUAGCUAGGAUGGAUGGUAUCAUUUGCUAUUGUGUGGUUUCGUACCUCUAAAGAAAUUCACUAAUUUCAAGUCACUCUUGAUCAUAAGAUAAUUGUUUUUCUUGCUGUCUAUCUAUUCAUGGGUGUUGUCACAAUGGCUGACCUUAUCUCUUCCCCAUUAAGUCUUUUGAAACACGUCUGGACGCUAAGUGCUCACAGCGAAGAUGCCCAGCACACGUUCCCAGGCUCAGUCCAUCCUCCAGUUCCCCAGACGCAAGUCCUCCAGUGUUGACUCGAAAAGCACCAAGAGCACAUCCCAGACGAAGGAGACCCAGUCCCUCUGCUCCGUGGAGUCUCCUAAUCCGCAGCCCCUUCCAGAGAAGAUCCAGCUAAUGCCACUCUCACGCAGGUCCGUGGCCCUCAAAGGUAUAACUCUGUGCCCAAGGCUGACCCGAAGAAUACCCCUCAGCCCUCGCAAACGCACAGGAGAUGAAAAUGGCUGUAACCUCAGUGCCAACCUACUGGGCUCUCCUCCCAAACAGCCGUGCCUUAACCUGGCCUCCCCCUGCAAGCUGGGCUUUGAUGAGAACUCCCACGUUCUAUCCCAGAGGAGACUACUGACCCCCCUGUCACCAAAACGGCAGCGCCUCUCCCACCCCAGGGCCUCCCCCAGCAGACUCCAUGAGACCCCCAGUGGGAGCCAAUCAUGUCCCCGAUCAGAGAAGGCCACGGUGGUCCGCCUCUUUGCUGAAAAGUCUAAGUUCCAUAGUGUGAAGCAGGCCCUCCACACGGCUGUCCCAGAGCGCCUGCUAUCCCGGGAGGCUGAGAGGUCCUCCAUCCGCUCCUUCCUGGAGGACAAGGCCCUGAAGGCCAGCCCAGCCAGCCUCUACAUCUCUGGAGCCCCCGGCACCGGCAAGACCGCUUGCCUCAACUGUGUGUUGCAGGAGAUGACGGAUGAACUGAAGGAGAUUCAGACAGUGGUGAUCAACUGUAUGGCUCUGCGUAGCUCCCACGCCAUCUUCCCCCUGCUGGCAAAGAAACUGGGGGCCUCUGGGGGCCACACCGACACCAAGCUGCAGAAACUGCUGACCAGCACGGGGCCCACUGUUCUUCUAGUCCUGGAUGAAAUGGACCAGUUGGACAGCAAGGCCCAAGAUGUUCUCUACACCAUCUUUGAGUGGCCGUACCUGCCCAAGUCCCGCCUCUGUCUCAUCGGUAUCGCCAACGCUCUGGACCUGACGGACAGGAUCCUCCCCAGGCUCCAGGCCCUGCCUCUUUGUCGGCCCCAGCUGUUACACUUCCCUCCCUACAGCCGCCAAGAGCUCGCCGCAAUCGUACAGGACAGACUCAGACAGGUGUCCGGAGAAGGGUUACUAGACGCAUCGGCCGUGCAGUUUUGUGCCAGGAAGGUGUCUGCUGUAUCGGGAGAUGCACGCAAAGCUCUGGAUAUCUGCCGGAGAGCUGUAGAGCUUGUGGAAUCUGACGACAGAAAGAAGGCAGCAGAAACUACAGAGUCUCGUGUGAGCGUUCCCCAGGUGGCCAGGGUGCUGUCGGAGGUGUAUGGGGACCGCAUGUCCUCGUCAGAGGGAGAGAGCUUCCCCAUCCAGCAGAAACUCCUGGUCUGCUGUCUGCUACUGCUAACCCGCAACGGCAAGAACAAAGAGUUCCCACUGGGCAAGCUCCACGAGGUGUACAGCCGUCUGUGUGCCAAGAGACAGGUGGGCGGCGUGGGCCAGGGCGAGUGCCUCUCCCUCUGCAGUCUGCUGGAGAGCCGGGGCAUCUUUGCCCUGAAAAAAGCCAAGGAGGCUCGCCUCACCAAGGUUUCUCUGAAGAUUGAGGAGAGGGAUGUGGAGAAUGCUCUGAAGGAUCGCACCCUGCUGGGCAGUAUCCUGACCGCUGGCCUACCAUGACCUUUCACCCUCGGGAUGAUAUCAAUUUCUCAAUCUGACCAACCCCGAUUUAAUAUUUAUUUGUGCCUUAUUUUUUUUAUUCCUUUUUUUUCUGGUGGGGUGAUGCAUAUCCAGCUAUGACCUCCCUUUUCAGAACAAUGGGAAAUGCAGCAAUUUGUUAGAUUUUUAAUGACAGAUGAACAUGGACUGGAAACAUUUCAAAUGGUCAGCCAAACUGACCAGCUGCUUUUAACUUGAGUUUAAAUGCUCAUUUAUUUUUUUGGGUUGAAAACCUUAUGUACAUUUAUGUUGUAA